Messenger RNA from Zychaea mexicana, 993 nucleotides. RefSeq lists its product as uncharacterized. Gene Ontology annotation, biological process: calcium-mediated signaling. The record is from RefSeq and is a predicted model, not a curated record. The transcript has 8 exons. Gene Ontology annotation, molecular function: kinase binding; calcium ion binding. The coding region runs from base 1 to 993 and encodes 330 amino acids. Lineage: Eukaryota; Fungi; Mucoromycota; Mucoromycetes; Mucorales; Lichtheimiaceae.
AUGGGACAAGCACGAAGCAAAGAAAACAGGGCAUUAGCACGAAAGACCCACUUCUCUCACCAGGAGAUUCGGCAUCUUCGGCAUAAUUUGGAAGCUUCAACGCCCAAACGAUCUGACAGCAGUAGCAUAACAGAAGAUGUCUUUCGAGAGACAGUCAAGAAAUAUGUGCCUUCAAUGUCCCCGAAUGACGAUAUAUUCUUAAAGCGACUUUAUGCUGCGUUUGAUGUCGACAACAACAAGUCAAUAGAUUUCGAAGAAUUUGUUGACGGACUAAGUGUGUUUAUGAAAGGCACAGCGGAAGAAAAACUCGCUUUAUCAUUCAAACUAUAUGAUGUGAAUCAUGACGGGUACCUGACGAAAACAGAGCUGGAACGUGUCAUGUUGCAACUGUCGCAUACAUUUUCUGAAGAAGACCAAACGGGAGAGAUCAAAGAUAUGAUUGCUCGUAUGUUUGAAGAUGUGGAUGUGGACAAUGAUGGCAAGCUGUCAUUCGACGAAUACAAAUUGUCUGCCAUGAAAGAACCCCUGAUUGUCGAUUUCAUUGAACAGUUUCUCGCCGAACAUAAUCUUUCCAACCAUCCAAGGGUACCUUCUCGACCGGGUUCCGUACGCUCCUUCCGAUCAGGCCGUUCAAUGACAGCCAUCAACGGCCGUCACAGCCCCAAGCCGCCAGGAUCGCCAUCGUCACUCACUGCUACCGCAGCUGCUGCAAAUAGUCACCACCGGCUAUCGAUCCGGCUUUCUCAAGCAGAACUCUUGGAAUACAGCCAUCAGCAGCAACAUCGUCUGAACAGCGGGCCCACCACGCCAACAUCUUCAAGUCACAGCCUGAAAUCACAAGCAAUGGGUCUGCCGCCAAGUCCGGUUCGUAGUGCAAGUCCUGUGGACCACGACGAACUCGAAAAGAAUCGGCGUGAACUGCUCGCUUCAGCAAACACGGUCAAUAACAUCACCGCUACCAACAACAACAACAGCAAUGAACAACAUACCUAA